AUGACAAUAUUACUGCAAAAUAAGCGACAGAAGAAUAUGUAUAUAAAUAAUAAUGGAAUUAAAAAUCUUGAUUUUUUGAAAUUUGUACCAAGCCUGGAAAAAUUGAUAUUAAGAAACAACGAAAUAACUGAUCUGCAGCGUAGAAAUUUUGAAGGUUUACGGGAAUUAAGACUGCUGGAUUUAUCGAAAAAUGGAAUAUCAUACAUACCUAAUGACACCUUCGUACCUCUUAAGAACUUAACCACGCUGCUGUUCGACGAUAACCGUUUAACAGAAUUUGAUGCCAGUAUCAUCUGUGAAAAUACUAACAUAAAAGAAUUAAGUUUUCAAUCAAAUCAGAUUCAUACUAUGGUAGAUAAAAGUUGCAUUGGCGGAUAUAAAAGAUUAAAUAUUAUAAAUUUCAACAAUAAUUCACUGGAUGAUCGAUUCAGUAGAGCACUAAAUGCCAUUAAAAGUGAAGUUUUGAUAAAUUUAUAUGACCUAAAUAUCGGUCGAAACAAGAUUGCUCAUUUCCCGGAAGUACUUCUUCGCGCUACUAAAUCAAAUUUACGUUUCAUAAAUAUUGGCUUUAAUAAGAUUGGCAGAAUAGAUGUUACGAAAAUUAUUAGUGGCUUUCAAUAUUUUAACUAUAUUGAGUGUAAGACUAAUAAAAGGCGUAUCUGUCGCUAUUACUCCCUCAACAUUGCAGGAAGUAAUUUAAGUUAUCUAGAGUCAGGAACUUUUGCUCAUAUUCAAGAUAGUAUGGGAGCAUUGAAUCUGAAUGAUAAUAAGCUAAAAAGGCUAGAUAUCUCGGAUUUAGUGAAUAUUACGAACGAUAUAUUAAAGCAUCUGCACUUAGCAAAUAAUUAUCUAACAACAAUAACUACCAAGAAUAAUAUACAAUUGAAAGCUCUAUCACAUCUGCAAGUGGACAACAAUGGUAUAAAAAUAUUGCGAUCGAACUGCUUUUUUGGCUAUACUAAAUUGUACAGUGUAUCGUUAAUUAAGAAUCCCUUAGUUCAAGUCAGUACAGCUUCGUUCCUUAUUACACCGAAAUUGAAACAAGUAUUUUCUACAAGAGAAUAUUUAUGCUGUAUUGUACCUCCUACAGUUUCAUACUGUACCCCUUACAUUGAACAAGAUGCUUUUACGACUUGUUCAGAUAUCUUAUCCCAUCAAUCUCUUCAGUUGUUUGUGUGGGUAGUUGGAUCAUUAGCAUUAGUUGGCAACGCAAUAGUUAUCUAUUUUCAAAUGUUUAAAGUCAAGAAGAGUUCUGAACCUGUUCCAGCGAUGCUUAUUACCAAUCUAGCAUUUUCUGAUCUAAUGAUGGCCGGCUAUAUUUUAAUUAUUGGCAGCGUAGAUUUAUUUUACCGCAAUUAUUACGCCGUUAACGCUGAAAUCUGGUUACGCAGUUUCACAUGUAUCCUUGCUUGUUUUCUGUGCUGUACAGCAAGUUUAAUGUCAGUAUUUAUGAUGAUUACAAUCAGCAUUGAUAGAUAUAUUUACAUCGCAUUCCCAUAUUCAAACAAGAAUCUUUCGCCAAGCCUAACCAAAUGGAUCAUUACUAUACUCUGGAUAUUUAGCAUCGUAUUUGUCAGUAUACCAGUUGGUUAUAGUAUUAAUGCAAAUGGCGAUAUGAGACUAUACGAAUAUACGAGUAUCUGCAUGGCAAGCAACUAUAACAAUUACUAUUAUCGUAUAUGGCUCAUUUCCUACGUGGUAAUCACGUUAAUUUGCUGGUUAAUCACCUGCUUUCUUUAUGUGCACAUGUUUAUCGCAAUUUAUAAAACCUCUAAAGCUGUUUCAGCAGUUUCUCAUAAUAAUAGUAAACGAAUUGCAAUUAGAUUAUUCGCUAUUGUUAUCACUGAUUUAAUAUCGUGGUUACCAUAUUACGUUUAUAUGGCUCAGAUUAUGGUUAAGCCAACCAUUGCUGGCAGUGUUGUCUUGCAAUUUGCGAUUGUAUUAGCAUUGCCUAUUAAUUCUGCAAUUAAUCCAUAUUUAUACACCGUCAGCAGCCCAACAUUUAUAAGAUCGGCUAAACAUCGCAUCAUAAAAUGGGGUUGUGUAACAAGAAUAGUUCCAAAUAAUACUAAAGAAAUAGAAAUUGGAAUUAAUAAAGACGAAAAUAUUGGAUUGCGAACAUUUAGCAGCAAGUCUAACGACAAUAUUACAGCUUCCACUAAAGAUUGUUUAAGCAAGUAG
Trichoplax adhaerens is the source of this 2181-nucleotide messenger RNA. RefSeq lists its product as uncharacterized. The transcript is spliced from 15 exons. Lineage: Eukaryota; Metazoa; Placozoa; Uniplacotomia; Trichoplacea; Trichoplacidae. Gene Ontology annotation, biological process: G protein-coupled receptor signaling pathway. The coding region runs from base 1 to 2181 and encodes 726 amino acids. Gene Ontology annotation, cellular component: membrane. The record is from RefSeq and is a predicted model, not a curated record. Gene Ontology annotation, molecular function: protein binding; G protein-coupled receptor activity.